CAUACCCAAUUGCAAAAUUUUAUCAAAUGUGACGAUAUUGCUAAUCACAAUUAAAAGAAAAAAGAAGUCCAAGAGCUCAUUUGAUAAGAGUAUCAAAGUUCAGGGACCAAAGGUAACAUUUAGACGACAAUGUCACAAUGAGUCGAGUCGGUUCUUUCUUUUUGCCUUUAAUGCCCAGAUUCUUUGCUUCCUCAACCUCACGAGAUCAGAUCAGAGAUCACCGCUAGCUAGGCAACUAAACCAAAAACACUCUGUUUCCACCUUCCCCAUACUCUGCUAUAAAAAACCAAGUCCAGAGCACAAGUAGCCACUCACCUCUAACUCUUGUCUCUCAAAUUCCCAAUUGUUUCCCUCGAGACAGCAAGAAACAAUGGCGGAUUGGGGGCCCGUAGUGAUAGCAGUGGUGCUGUUCGUGCUGCUGAGCCCAGGGCUGCUGUUCCAGCUCCCAGGGAGAGGCAGAGUGGUGGAGUUUGGGAACAUGCAAACGAGUGCGAUGGCGAUAUUGGUCCACACCGUCCUCUUCUUUGGUCUCAUCACCAUCUUCUUGAUCGCCAUUGGAGUCCACAUCUACACUGGAUAGUGGCAGCUAUAGCACUAGCAGCCCCUCUGUUUUUGAAAUCCUUUUUUUUUUUUUUGUGUCUCGUUUUGUUAGACUGAUCCUCUUUCUUGUGCUUUUAAUCUCUUCCUUUAUGUGAUAUUUGUGAAUUUUAUUUUAUGCGAGUGCUUGGUCUUACUCAGAUUUGGACUUGGUGUUUCAUUUUUGGGCUGAAUGAUCAACGUAACUGUGUUAAGCUCAAUAGCUGUAGAGUGGCAAAAGCAAAGCACCACUCUGUAAGUUCACCAUCAUCAACUAUACAACUUCCUAAAAAAAAAAAAAAAAAUCUACAAACUAUAAGGAGUCUCUAUAUUGAUUUGAAACCAGCAUCUGCUAAAUCCUCUUCCAACCCUUUUUCUAUACUUCGCUAACCAGCCACGGAUCCAAGACUGGGUAGAGCACUGGGCCAUAUUUUAAAAAUAGAUAAAGUGAGCUGGGCCAU
This is a messenger RNA of Linum trigynum, 1037 nucleotides long. The record is from the annotation of a GenBank genome assembly. NCBI's taxonomy places the organism in Eukaryota, Viridiplantae, Streptophyta, Magnoliopsida, Malpighiales, Linaceae.